UUGCUUACGCGAAAAAAUGGCUGCGGCCUGUUUGGCCGUUGUUUGCAGAAGAGUCUCAGCAGUCCUGAAGGCUUCCAGGCCGUUAAUAAGUCCUCAGGCCCCUGCUGGCACAGGUUGCAGAUUUUCUCUUAGUCUGUUGCUUAAGAGUACACCAAAUGUCACAUCUUUUCACCAGUGUAGAUUACUUCAUACCACGUUGUCGAGGAAAGGGCUGGAAGAAUUUUUUGAUGACCCAAAGAAUUGGGGGGAAGAAAAAGUGAAAUCUGGAGCUUCAUGGACCUGUCAGCAAUUAAGAAACAAGAGUAAUGAAGAUUUACAUAAACUUUGGUAUGUCCUACUGAAAGAAAGAAACAUGCUUCUAACUCUAGAGCAGGAGGCCAAGCGGCAGAGAUUGCCAAUGCCAAGUCCGGAGCGGUUAGAAAAGGUAGUAGAUUCCAUGGAUGCAUUAGAUAAAGUUGUCCAGGAAAGAGAAGAUGCCCUGAGACUUCUUCAGACUGGUCAAGAAAAGGCUAGACCUGGUGCUUGGAGAAGAGACAUCUUUGGAAGAAUCAUCUGGCACAAGUUCAAGCAGUGGCCUAUACCUUGGUACCUAAAUAAAAGAUACAAUAGGAAACGAUUCUUUGCGAUGCCCUAUGUGGAACGUUUUACCAGACUGAGACUUGAGAAACAAGCCCGCAUCGAAGCAAGGAAGAAAAGUUUAGAGAAAAAGAAAGAACAAUUUCUUCAGGAAAAGUUUCCACAUCUUUCUAAAGCCCAGAAGUCAAGUCUUGUCUAAGAUGUCUGAACUCUUAAUUUACCAUUUGGUUUUUCUUGGAUAACAGUCUAUAUACAAAAGUAAAUAUAUAUUAAGUGGUUUAUAA
This is a messenger RNA of Ceratotherium simum simum (southern white rhinoceros), 860 nucleotides long. The record is from RefSeq and is a predicted model, not a curated record. Lineage: Eukaryota; Metazoa; Chordata; Mammalia; Perissodactyla; Rhinocerotidae.